Schistocerca cancellata (South American locust) is the source of this 2258-nucleotide messenger RNA. RefSeq names its product chromatin accessibility complex protein 1 (gene Chrac-16). NCBI's taxonomy places the organism in Eukaryota, Metazoa, Arthropoda, Insecta, Orthoptera, Acrididae. Gene Ontology annotation, molecular function: protein heterodimerization activity. Gene Ontology annotation, cellular component: CHRAC; nucleus. The record is from RefSeq and is a predicted model, not a curated record. The transcript has 3 exons. The coding region runs from base 18 to 428 and encodes 136 amino acids.
AAAGUCUUUGUGAGUUAAUGAGUUUGAAGAUGGCGGCAAAUAAAUCUCCUGUUCAAAAACAGAAGGAAUUGAGUUUACCUAUUUCACGUAUCAAAACUAUUAUGAAAAGUUCUCCAGAUGUCGAAAAUAUUAGCCAGGAUUCUCUGCACCUAGUGGCGAAAGCAACGGAAUUGUUUAUUCAAUAUGUCACACAAAAAGCAUUUGAGGAAGGUGGCUGUACAAAAGAUUUGCAAUACAGUCACAUAGCGGAAAUUGUGGAAAAGAAUGAUAAUUUGCUUUUCCUGAAAGAAAUUGUACCAAAGAAAAUAACGUACAGGGAAUACAAGGAACUACUCAAGAAAAAGAAACAGAACUUCAACUCUGAUGAUGAAUUUGAGAAUGUGGAAGAAAGUGAGAGCUCGCAAAACAGAACAGCAGUUUUUAGUUGAAUUGAAAACUUAAGUAUGCAUUUGCAUGAGUGAAAACUGUGAUCAUUAUGAAAAAAGACAUUGUAUAUUACGCAUCUAAAAAGUGUGUGAUAAAUACAGUGCAGUACAAGGAAGGAAGUGUCAGUAAGAGAAGCAAUUUGUUAAGCAAGAGACUUAACUUGUUUACUUGUGGACUGAAAGAAGAAGAAAAAAAAAUUUUUUUUUUUAGUGGUGUGAAACAUUCAUAUACCUACAUUUUCAGGUGCUUGGAAGAGAAUGCUUGUAGUUGGAAAGAUGUGUAGACUAGAAAGAGAAAUAAAUAUAUAAACAGUAGGACAAAAGUUCAGAAAAAAUCAAGAGAGAUUAUUACAGUAAUGAUAGGCAUUGUAGUACAGUGCAGGCAAUAUAAUUUUUCUUGCAGCAACUUCCAGCAACAGUAAUGUAAUUUAAAAAUGUGUGACACAGAGCUGUAUUAAUAUAUUUUUAUUUUCAGUAAGGACAUUGGUGAUAUACCAUCUUUUCGGUGUGAAAAAAAGGCUAAUUUGACUUAACAUGAAAUCUCAUAUUAACUGUAAAUUCUUAAUAACUGUGCAUCUUAGCAAGGCAGUAAAUGCUACAACACAGAAUAAGCAAUGACCCAAUAGAUAGCAAGCGUAUGGGUCUUUGCUUAUAAGACAAGAGAUUCAGCAAUGGACAAUUUAAAUCAGUCUACUGUAUUUGGGGUACAAUAUAGUGAUAUGCUGUGACUAGAUAAUGAAGAAAUUCAUUCUGUUACUUUUAAAGGACUUGACCUUAAUCAGGUUGAGAUGUUCAUGGUAACAUUGAUUGUAUUAAGAUGAUGGUGAGGUAAGUAUAGAUCAGUUGUUACAUAUGGAGGGAUUAGCAAAGUCAGAAAUUUUUUAUGUAAUUAGUGUGAAUGAGUGGUGAAACAUUCCAGACAGUGAAGUGUGUGUCACUUUUGCUGGAGUGAUAUUUUGGUACAGGUGUUGAGGAAAAUUGCUUGUUAAAACAAGCAGACUUGAAAUAUGAAGAAAUAAAACUUCAUUACUUGUGCGUGAAAGAAAAUUCAUGUGGUUUGUCUUCAUUUUUUUAACUUUUUGACCAUUAGGUCAGAACUGAAGAUUUGUUCUAUUGUUUUGACAAUUUUGACUUCUUAUUGUUGAUAAUGUGACCCUUUCCUUUUAACUAUUCCUCUGUGGAUUUUAAACUUGUGCCUUGCCUUUUCCACACUUGCACUUGAUAAUCAUUAAUUUCUUUAAAUGGUCACAUUUCUUGUUAAAGGUUUUGUAGUUAAAAUGGAUAUUUUUGUGUGUAUUAUGUAUUUUGUGGCAUGUAAAUUAUUAUUUUUUUCCCUUAUCUGAAAGGCACUGUACCUCAGAUUCAUUGUUAUAAGUUUAUUAAUGCUUGAAACAAGAAUAAAUAUCUCUCUAUUGUUCUUUGGCUCUCUUCUGUUAACAUUUCUGUCAUAUCUAUAAUUGAUCAAAACAUUUUUGCAGUGUAAUGUUUUUAUUGGUGAUAGGCUGAGUCAGUUUCCAUAGAAGUGCUACAUUUCAAAGGAGGAAAAUAUAUUAUAUAUGCCUGUGGAAAUAAGUAUCUGUUAUAGUUAAAUCAUGGUUAACUCUUUGUGAUAAGACUUAAGAGCUUCUACAAAUGAGAAUAUUUUUUGUUUAUUAUACUUGUCUUUAACCGCCUUCAUAAAUUGUGCAGUAUUAAAAUUUGACCAGUUAGUUAAUUUGUGUUGUGUGAAAAUGAGAGACAGUGUCAAAAUGCUAAUCUAAUCAUAAAAAUAAUAAAUCAAAAUAUGUCUAAUAAAAACACAUCUGCACUAGUGACUUGCCUUUUGCAUCUUUU